Molecule: messenger RNA, 783 nt
Organism: Aureobasidium musti
Lineage: Eukaryota; Fungi; Ascomycota; Dothideomycetes; Dothideales; Saccotheciaceae
Source: the annotation of a GenBank genome assembly
AUGAAGAUUAUCGUCACAGGAUGCACAGGUCUAGUCGGCUCUGAGGUGGUUCGCUCAGCCAUCAGACACCAAUUCAUCACACACGUCUACGCCGUUACCCGCAAACCCCUCGACCCCAAGAUUGCAAACAACCCAAAGGUCACCCAGAUCAUUCACGAGGACUUUGAGCAAUGGCCCGACCACUUGCUGAGGUUGUUUGAGCAUGAAGGUGUCAGAGGCUGUAUCUGGACAGAUGAGCUAACCACUCCACCAACACAGGNNUGCAUCGGCGGCUGGGUCAACAACUUCCCUUCUCUAGAAGAAGCCCAACGCAUCAACAUCGCUCUCCCUCAAACCGCUGCCGAAACCUUUUCCUCCUCUCUCGCUCCCUCUUCCGCCGAAAUCUCCCAGUCCAAAGACAAACGCGGCAUCGCCUUCCGCUUCAUCUACAUGUCCUGCCACGGCGCAGAGCAAAACCCCUUCGCCUCUCUCUGGUGGAGCGCCGACAGCAGAAAGAUGAAAGGAGCCGCCGAAAAAGGCCUUUUCGAGCUGGCCGAUUCACGCACACCAGGCAGUUUCGAGUGCUAUAGUUUGAGACUGGGAAAGGUGCUUGCUGGUGGCCAGAGUGUGUAUAACUUGGUGACGAUGGGUAGUAGCCAGAGUAUCGCUGAUACUUUGGUGGCGAGGUGUGCUAUCAAUACUGUGCUUGAUGGCCGCACCAAGGAAGAAGGAGGUAGGAUUUUGGAGAAUGUCGAUUGUUUGGGUGAUGAUUGGGCUACAAUCAACACUUUGGCUAUCGAAUAA